AUGGGAAAUAACAAUUCCUUCACCAACACCAUCGCCAUCACCAUUGGGACCGAACAGGAACACCAACUUUUCCAGAUCGUUCAGCAACCGCGGUGCUUCUUCGCCCGUCACGCAAAGAUCCCAGGCUACCCUUUCUCGAAUAUCGGAACGUUCGCCUCAUCAGUCUAUGAUCAGUGCAGCAAAUGGGCCGAUGAUAUCGCCAUCAACUCGCUCUUCUUACCAUUCCGCAAUAAACCCUCUCGAUAG
This is a messenger RNA of Fonsecaea multimorphosa CBS 102226, 246 nucleotides long. RefSeq lists its product as uncharacterized. The transcript has a single exon. NCBI's taxonomy places the organism in Eukaryota, Fungi, Ascomycota, Eurotiomycetes, Chaetothyriales, Herpotrichiellaceae. Bases 1 to 246 code for a protein of 81 amino acids. The record is from RefSeq and is a predicted model, not a curated record.